This is a messenger RNA of Zingiber officinale, 800 nucleotides long. RefSeq names its product probable calcium-binding protein CML45. The record is from RefSeq and is a predicted model, not a curated record. Gene Ontology annotation, molecular function: calcium ion binding. The coding region runs from base 48 to 698 and encodes 216 amino acids. Lineage: Eukaryota; Viridiplantae; Streptophyta; Magnoliopsida; Zingiberales; Zingiberaceae. The transcript has a single exon.
CUCUCUCCCCCCACAAACUCACGAUCCCCAAGCGAGUCUUAAUUUUAAUGGCUACUCUUCCGAUUCACACACCAUCAACGAACCUUCCUCCACCCCCCACCUCCUCCCCCUACAAAUGCCUUCCACUGCAUCUCCUCUUCUCUCACCAAACCAUCAUCGUAUUCGUCGUCGUCGUAUCAUCAUCGAUGGAGAUGCUUCACUAUUUGCUAGAAUUCCCCUUCGCCUUCCUCUUCCUCCGCUGGAUCAUCGCGGCCCUCGGCAACAACCUCUCUUCCUUGAUCUCCUCGUCCUCGCAGAAGGCCUCGGAGACUCUAAAGCGGGGCGGAGACAUUGAGGGUGACCUAGAGCGAAUAGGGUGGGAAGAGAUGGAGAUCGUCAUGGGGGCUAUCGGAUUGCACGAACGAGGAUCAGGUCGGAGCGCGACGGAGUACUACUGUAGCCCCGAGCAACUCUGUGGGUUGUUCGAGGAGAAAGAGCCGAGCUUGGAGGAGGUGAAGGAAGCCUUCCUGGUGUUCGAUGAGAAUGGCGAUGGGUUCAUCGACGCCGCCGAGCUGCAGAGCGUGCUGAGGAGGCUAGGGUUUGCAGAAGGGGCGGAGUUGGAGGAGUGCAGAGAGAUGAUUCGAGUGUACGAUGCGAACGAGGAUGGGAAGAUCGGGUUUUCGGAGUUUGUUAAGUUUAUGGAGCUCGGUUUUUGCUGAGGCAGUUCGGCUUAUGUUUCCAUUUUACUUUUUCUUUAUAGAAGUGUAAAUAGAUACGAAGGAAAAAGAAAAUCAUAUUUGAGAAAAACAUCAUUAUUUAUU